Molecule: messenger RNA, 1161 nt
Organism: Nelumbo nucifera (sacred lotus)
Lineage: Eukaryota; Viridiplantae; Streptophyta; Magnoliopsida; Proteales; Nelumbonaceae
Source: RefSeq, a predicted model, not a curated record
AUGCUGGAUGCCCUUGCUACUAUUGGUCCAUGGUACAAAGCUCCUUCAUAUUAUAAUUGUAGGACCAAUUUGUUGAAGGAUUUAGUUCAAGAGGUGCAAAUGUCAGUUGAUAAACUUUGUAAGGAUUGGGCUACAUAUGGUUGCACUAUAAUUGCUAAUAGUUGGACAGAUACACGUAGCCAAACAUUGAUUAAUUUUUUAGUGUAUUGUCCUACAGGAACUGCAUUUGUGAAGUCUGCAGAUGCUUCUAAAACAGUCAAGAGUGAAGAGAAUUUAUUUCUUUUGUUUAAGGAAGUUAUUAAUUGGGUAAAAGCAGAAAAUGUUGUUCAGGUGGUCACUAACAAUGCUACAAAUUAUGUAGCUGCAGGAAGAUUGUUGGAAGCAGAAUUUCCAUGGAUAUAUUGGUCACCUUGUGCAACACAUUGUCUAAACUUGAUGUUAAAGGAAAUUGGGGAAAUGGAUUAUGUUGCAAAUGUGGUUCAACGUGCAUCUAGAAUUACCAAAUUUAUCUACAAUCAUAUUUUUGUACUCUCAAUGCUAAGGAAGAGACCUGGUUGGACUGAGAUAGUACGUCCUGGAGCCACUCGUUUUGCAACUAAUUUCAUUGCAUUAGAUAGCAUUUUGAAGCACAUGCAUGAUUUGCAAAAUUUGGUGACAGAUUGGAGUUUUAUUGAUUCUAGUGCAUUGAGACUUGCAGAUUCUGAGUUUAGGCCUGCAAUGGGGUAUAUGUAUCAUGCAAUGUUGAAGGCAAAAGAAUCACAUAAAAAGUUUUUUAAUUAUAAGAAAGCUGAAUAUGGCCCAAUCAUGGACAUUAUUGAUAGAAGAUGGAAUAGACAAAAUGGGAGAAAAACUGAAAGUCUCGACCCAAUUGGGCAUGAACAUGUUGAUGUUGUGGAAGAUUCGAUAGUGCACGAUGAUAAGGAUCCUCCAUUACUUGAUGGUAAUGAUAAUGAUGAUAUGUUUAAAGCUGAUGAGACAACAUUUCCAAUAAUGGAAUCACCAUCAAGAAAAAGAGAUAGGAUUGAUGAUGAUGAAUUUUUCAUUGAGCAAUGGGGAAUCAUGGAGGAAAAUGCAACCAAUACCCAAGUUGGAGAUGUAGAUGAAACACAACAUCCCAAAGAUGAAGAUGAUGGUGAAAUACCACCUGGCUUUGGUUGGUAG